Molecule: messenger RNA, 597 nt
Organism: Rotaria socialis
Lineage: Eukaryota; Metazoa; Rotifera; Eurotatoria; Philodinida; Philodinidae
Source: the annotation of a GenBank genome assembly
AUGGCUCAACCAAUGCAACACUCACAAUCGAUAUGGAACGAAGUUGAUUUAUCACAGAGGUUUAGUCAACUAUCCAGUUCACUGCAGCAUCCGAAGAAGAAGCAGAAGAACAAAGUAUCAAAACAAAGCAAGAUUAUUCCUUAUACAGAACUCGAUCUUACACAAUUAAUUGGAGUCAAUAUCAAUCAAUUUCCACCUUAUUUGUGUAGUUCAAAUGAAUCAUUUAAAGAAACGAUUCAUGCUAUACGACCAAAAAUCAGUCAAAAUCAUUUGGAGGAAUUAAGACAUGUUGCUAUUCUUAUGAAUAAAAUGUUAUUACUCGAAAAACUACAAACUCUUUGGAUAACAUAUAGAAAAUCAGGUAUGGGUGAAUUUCAACAAACACGAUCAACCAAGGAUGUUGGUUUGAAAAUUUGGCCGUUCGAAAUUCGUUCUCGAAUUAAACAUGUCGAAAAUGCAAACAUAACUGAUGAUGAAAAAUGUCACCUAUUUGUUGAUCAUUGCCAAAAGAAAUUGAAUGAUCAAAAUGAAAUAUAUCGAAAUCAAUUACNUGUCUAUUAUCUUCUGAUAGUAGUGAUCUUUAAUCAUUUUUGUUGA